Ostrinia nubilalis (European corn borer) is the source of this 1804-nucleotide messenger RNA. Its product is annotated as multiple inositol polyphosphate phosphatase 1-like. The record is from RefSeq and is a predicted model, not a curated record. Gene Ontology annotation, molecular function: inositol phosphate phosphatase activity; acid phosphatase activity. The coding region runs from base 29 to 1336 and encodes 435 amino acids. The transcript is spliced from 5 exons. Lineage: Eukaryota; Metazoa; Arthropoda; Insecta; Lepidoptera; Crambidae.
UCGAAGCUUAGCACCAAAUUAGUUAAAAAUGGCUUAUUUUAGACUAAAUUUAUUAAUCUCUUGUUUCAUUAUAUGUUUCACAAGUUCAGUGAAUUCAUCAGUGUGUUUCUGGAACAGUGGUUGUCCCUACAAAUAUUUUGCGGGCAAAACACCAUACAAUUCAGUGAGGGGCGAUAUAAGGGACUCAGUCAUAAAUGUGAAAGGCUGUGAAGCAGUAAGCAUUUGGGGACUCUACAAACAUGGAAAAAGUUACCCCAAUAAUCACUACGCAGCAAAAAUGGAGGGUGCGGUGAUUAUAAGAAAUUAUUUGCAAGACAGCCAAGCUAAAGGGACGUGUUCUCUCUGCGCCCAAGACGUUGAAAAUUUAAAGAACUGGCCUAUAGAUAAGAAAGUUUUUAAAGGACUUAAUGAACUUUCUGAUGAGGGCUAUCAAGAAAUGGUCGGCCUCGGGAGGAGGUUGAGGGCAGUGUUUCCGAAUUUAUUGGGUAAUCUUGAGCAAGGGGAGUACUCUUUUCGACCUACAAGUGUUGACAAAAUAGAGGACAGUGCUAAAGCGUUUAUUGAAGGAAUUGUUAAUAAGGGCCUCGAACUGGAUAAAGAAAAAGAUUAUGUUAUGGCUUCACACACAACAUGUGAAAAGUACGAAAAAGAAGUUAAAUCUAAUUCAAAAACGUACGAGGAGGUUGUUAAAUAUCAAAAAUCUUCGGAAUUUUUGGUGACUAAGGAUAGAAUACAGAGACGAGCUGGUUUAGACGUUGCGUUAACGGAUGACAAUGUGACGGCAUUAUACGACUUAUGUCGGUAUACUUGGUCAGAAAUCGACAAUAAACCUAGCCCAUGGUGUGCCAUUUUUACUUCGGACGACCUACAAGUACUAGAGUACUUGGAAGACCUGAAAACCUACUACAGAAGUGGGUACGGCACUCCAAUGAACAAAAUAUUCGGGAAUAUCCCCUUAACAGAUCUCCUAAAGGGAUUUCAAGAGGCUAAAGAAGCGAAAGGCAAGAAAAUUACAGCGUAUUUCAGCCGCGGUACUGCAGUUGAUAUGACGAUUACAGCUCUGGGAAUAUUCAAGGAUGAGAAACCUUUGACUGGUGCAAAAAGGAAUCGAGAUAGGAAAUGGAGGAGCAGUAAAUUGUCGAACUUUGGGGCGAAUAUCAUGGCAGUUUUGAGCAAAUGUGAAAAAGAAGGUGCAACGGACUACAACGUUGUGUUCUAUUUGAACGAAGAGCCAAUAAAGGCGAUUUGUAACGAAGCUAUUUGCCCCUGGACAGAGUUUGAGGAGAAAAUGAAGGAAUACAGCGACACUAAACUCGAUUUUUGUAAAACCGACUAAAGUUUGUAAAGUAGAAUAGAUACUUAUAAAUAUUUAUAAAUAUGUAAUGUACAAUCAAUAAGAGAUUCAUUAAGCUUGUUCAUUUGUGCCAUUAUUUGGAAAUAGAAAAUAAAAACGAAAACAAAAUUACGCGUGUUCACAAAAUUUCGUUCGUUCGUUUCAGCCAAAUGACGUCCACUGCUGGACAAAGGCCUCCCCCCUCACAAAAUUUACUUCAUUUAAAUAACACUUCAGAAAUAAAACCUGUAGCUUUCGCAAUAAACUUCUUUUGAGCAUAUCGCUUAGUCAAAAGUACUUUGAAGAGUUUAUUCUAACGUUUUAGAAGGCUGAUUCUUGUGUAGAACAACAAUGAACAAAGAAGUUAACAAAUCCGAUAAAGAUCCUCUCUUCCACAGAACAAUACGGAUUGUCCCAACUUGGUAACAUUGAUGAAUAAUAAAAUUCUCGCGCAGGUAGCGAGAGUUCUGC